AGGAAACAUGGCGGAUGUGGAAGCGACGAAGUCCCUGAGCGGACUGUUGAAUGGAAUAGCUCAGAAAGUUUAUUACAAGAACCGAGAGAUCACCGAGGAGCUGCUAAAGACUGAGCUGUAUCCGGAUCUACCGGAGGAGGAAUUCAGGGCCCUGCAUGAGAAAAUGAAGAGCCUGUUAAAGUCCAUAGCCACUGCUGAUAUGGACCACGCCCAGCUGGAGGCCUUCCUUACAGCACAGACGAAGAGGCAGGGCGGCGGUGGGGUCACUGUUGAACAGGCGGCAGCUCUCUCUCGGUUCUGGAAGAGUCAGCGAGCCCGGGUGAGGGAGAGUCUGCUGGCUCAGAGCCGCUGGGAGCCUGGCCUCAGGGGCCUCUCCUGGAGGGUGGACCUACAGACUGCAGCCAGCCGGGGGGACACAGCGCACAGCAGCCCUGUCGCCCUGAUGGAACUGGAGUUGGGCAGAACGGGACAGGAGUCUGAGUUCGUGUGUCUGGAGUUUGAUGAGGCCAAAGUCAACCAGGUGCUGAAAAAGAUGGCCGACAUCCAGAGGAGCAUCGACAGCGUGGUUCAACGUACCUGAGGCUCUGAGAGAGCGUUUAUGGCUGAGAGAGACAUGCGGUCCUUCAUGGAGGGUGUUUCCUCUCUGCGUUCCUGUUCAGCCUGUUCGACAGCUUCUCUCACCACUCAGACUUGUUCAGAUCUGAAAACCUCCACAUCCAACAGACUCAGAGAGGAUCUACCGUGGAUGUAGGUCAUGUUUAGACCUGUUCCCAGCUGACUCUGAUGGCUUUUCUGACUCUUUAAUGGACCAGAAACUGUUUUUAUAAUGGGAACCUUCACUGUCCUCCUUUUUCAAUAUAAAGUGUCCUGCCUCUCCCUAACAGCGAAAAAUACCACUCAGUCUUUUAAAGUGAAAGGGAGGGGAAGAUCCAGUUAGAGCAGGAGGUUCUGGAUUAAAGGCCUUUGCACACCAUUGACAAGUUCAUUUCCUGAAAUUACUCUCAUGUAAUUAGCUUUUUUUCAUGUUAGCAUGUUAAUACAAGCCUCUCUUAAUGUUGAUUUUUCCAAGACAGAACUCACCUGUUUGUGUAAGUAAAGUGACGCACAGCAGUGAGGUCAGACCUCUCAGAGUCUGGAGUGUGUAAUAGCAGCAACAUGCAGCGAGCGGCUCUGAUCGGCUCUGAUUGGCUCUGAUUGCCCUGUCAGUUUAUAUUUUAGUUACUAAAGCCUUUCUGUGGCCUGAACAGUCUUGAUGUGUGGAUGAAUUUAACUGAAUGUGGGCUCAAACCAGGUUUAGUUAGUUAGUUUGAUGUUUUUGGUUGGUGUUCAGGUUUAAGGCUGAAGAGGAGGGUGAUGUUCCAUCUCAUAAUUCCUCCUCUGGAUGUGCAGGAUUAUAAUCCAGUGGAUGUUUAUGCUGUGGGAUUAUUGUGAUCUCAUAUCCAGGAUUCUCUUACUAAUGGGAUUUAAAGCUUGGAUGCUGAAUCAGAGGUGUGUCUGUGUUUUUAAUCUGAUGUUUUUAUGGUUCUUCUUCAUGAUUUUGAUUUUAAAGGUGCAGUGUGUGAUUUUUAGAUCUUGGUAUGAAUGAGUCCGAGUAUGUAGAAGUACCCAUCCAUCCAGCUUCUUGCACCUAUCCGGGCUGGGUUGCAGUGACAGCAGGCUAAACGAGUCCUCCCAGACCUCCCUGAGGGGUUCCCAGACCAGACUGGAAAAGUAAUCCCUCCAGCAUAUUCUGGGUCUACCAAGAGGUCUCCUCUCAGCCGGACAUCCCCGGAAUAACUCCAGAGGAAGGCGCCCAGGAGGAUCCUGAUUCACCUGAACCACCUCAGCUGGCUCCUUUCUUUGUGAUGGAGCAGCUUCAUCCUCAUGGCCCAGAUAUUAACAGACCUGUAUUUAAGAUCAUUUCAAAAACCUUUGAGCUCACUCACCAAUAGUCAAGAAAAAAAUAGCUGUAAAAUGUCUUAAGAAAGCAUUCUUUAUUUAAAAUAUCAGAUUAUCAGUGAAAUUACCUUGGUUAUAAACUCAACCAUUUAAUCAUUAUUAAUAUCCUCAUCUAUGAAGCUCCAGAUCUGUUAUUAGCUGAUAACUGAGGCUCUUUCACAUACUCCACCACUGACCUCUGUGAGUUUGUGCUGAUUUUUUUCAGUUUAACAGGAACAAUAACCAAACUUCUGCCUUAGUGAGGUCAUAAUUCUGCCAGAUUAUAACAUCCUGUAUAGAGCUGUUAGGUGCAUAAACAUAAAGAUUAUUGAAUCUUUGUUUAAACCUCCUGUUGUCUCCGGGUUAAUUUGACCCAAUUGUGAAAAUUAAAAUAUAACUUUGGUUUUAUCCAAAUAGUUGCCUGGAAAUGACAUGGAUGAUUCCACUUUAUUCUCUUUGCUAGUAAAAGUUAAUUUUUAACAUUUCUGUUGAACUGUAUGUGUUCAAUAAAAGUUUAUAGCAUCUGUA
Molecule: messenger RNA, 2445 nt
Organism: Cheilinus undulatus (humphead wrasse)
Lineage: Eukaryota; Metazoa; Chordata; Actinopteri; Labriformes; Labridae
Gene: commd1
Product: copper metabolism (Murr1) domain containing 1
Exons: 3
Coding region: 8-580 (190 amino acids)
Biological process (GO): negative regulation of sodium ion transmembrane transport; positive regulation of protein ubiquitination; copper ion homeostasis
Cellular component (GO): endosome
Source: RefSeq, a predicted model, not a curated record